AUGAUCUUGCGCAGUAUCUGUAUCUAUGGUGGAGGUGAUAGGAGGGGCCAGAUCAACCUGGUGAAGGAUGGCGUGGACAUCGUGAUUGCUACACCAGGCCGCCUCAAUGACCUACAGAUGAAUGAGCUCAUCAACCUCCGCUCCAUCACCUACUUGGUGCUGGACGAGGCUGACCGUAUGUUAGAUAUGGGCUUUGAACCCCAAAUUAUGAAGAUUCUUCUGGACAUCCGUCCAGAUCGACAGACUGUCAUGACCAGUGCAACUUGGCCCACAGGUGUGAGACGACUGGCCAAAUCCUACCUAAAGAAUCCCAUGAUGGUUUAUGUGGGCACCCUGGACUUGGCUGCUGUUAACACGGUGCAGCAAACGGUGCUGAUUGUUCGCGAAGAGGAGAAAAAGUCGUAUCUGUUUGACUUCAUCAGAAACAUGCAACCAGAGGAAAAAGUAAUCAUCUUUGUUGGCAAGAAGCUUGCAGUUGAUGACCUGUCCAGCGAUAUGUGCCUUCAAGGUUUGGCUGUGCAGAGUCUCCAUGGUGACCGUGAACAGUGUGACCGUGAAGAAGCUCUCAAGGACUUCAAAAACGGUCGAGUUCGUAUCCUCGUGGCCACAGAUUUGGCAUCUCGAGGGUUGGAUGUCCAUGACGUAACGCACGUCUUCAACUUUGACUUCCCACGUAACAUCGAGGAAUAUGUUCAUCGUGUAGGUCGCACUGGCAGAGCAGGACGUUCAGGUGCUGCUGUGACCCUGGUGACAAGAGAGAACUGGAGAAUGGCACCUGAGCUAAUUCCCAUCAUGGAGCGAGCAGGACAGGAUAUCCCAGAGGAGCUGUUGCUUAUGGCAGAAAGGUAUCAAAAGCACAAGAAAGAGAAGGAAAUGUCCAAUCCAAGGGGAGGACAGGGGCGAGGAGGAGGGAGAAGAAAUGGUGGAACAGACCGUGGCCAAAACUGGGGGUUCUAAUACAGAGCUGUCCAUGCUGGAGCAAGGUCUCAAUCUACCUGUGUUAUUUCUUUUUAAUGUGCAUUUCAGUUCUUUAUUUUCUGUUAUUGAAAGGUUUGUUUGCUGGAUUAUAUCUAUGAUCAUUUGGUGGCAACUUGCACCUAAUUGUUUUCUUGUCUUAAAAGAAUUUAAAAUGCACAUUUUUCUCUGCCAUAAACUUAUUAGUCUGUUAUCAUUCAGAAUAUUUUGUGUUAUCUCUUGGUUGUGGAAAGCUUAAUAAAUUAUCUUAAAAAGAAA
Molecule: messenger RNA, 1233 nt
Organism: Oreochromis niloticus (Nile tilapia)
Lineage: Eukaryota; Metazoa; Chordata; Actinopteri; Cichliformes; Cichlidae
Product: probable ATP-dependent RNA helicase DDX43
Exons: 10
Coding region: 1-957 (318 amino acids)
Molecular function (GO): nucleic acid binding; ATP binding
Source: RefSeq, a predicted model, not a curated record